This is a messenger RNA of Callorhinchus milii (elephant shark), 1622 nucleotides long. RefSeq names its product v-maf avian musculoaponeurotic fibrosarcoma oncogene homolog K (gene mafk). Gene Ontology annotation, molecular function: RNA polymerase II cis-regulatory region sequence-specific DNA binding; DNA-binding transcription factor activity, RNA polymerase II-specific. Gene Ontology annotation, cellular component: nucleus. The record is from RefSeq and is a predicted model, not a curated record. Lineage: Eukaryota; Metazoa; Chordata; Chondrichthyes; Chimaeriformes; Callorhinchidae. Gene Ontology annotation, biological process: regulation of transcription by RNA polymerase II. The transcript has 3 exons. The coding region runs from base 1109 to 1576 and encodes 155 amino acids.
UGUGAUCUCCAGCGAAAUACCUUUGCACAAAAGCAGAAAUUGAAUGAGGAAAAAUGUUGCAAAAUGUUUUAAUCUUAGACUGAAGCCGCAUAUUAGAAUUCGAUUGCUGAAGCUGGUCAUGUGGGUGAAAUUUUGUGUGCAAAACGUUUUCUCUGAUAGCUCCGUGGGUAAGUGUGCCCCAUGAGACUGGGCCGCACACAGACCCGGCCGGCCUGGAUAGUGCUGGGUGCGGUCCCUGGUUUAUGCUGAGUCAGGAUAUAAGUGUUUCGAUGGGAAAAGACACUUGCUGUUGUGAGUGCAAGUUCUUGUGCUGAGUCAGUCAGUCAGUCAAUCGAUCUCAGCUAGUGGCAGGCAAUGGUGGGAGUUCUUGCUGCAUUUGGCCUGAACAUCACUUGGAGAAUGAGUGAGUAUAUGUGUGGGAGGGGGAGACAUUAACUAGGGUUCACGUCUAAAUAUAGGCUGGAUAACGCCACGUUCAGAGACAAAGGCAUUAAGACAUCAACGGGAUGAGAUUAAAUGUGUAAGAUCAAUGGCUGAAUGGUGCAUUGACAUGUCAUCCAUCAGGCAUGUAUGUUAUUUGGCUUGAAAUUCACUGAAGGGUGUGCUGAUUCCUCUGAUAUUUGUAAGUACAGCAACAUGUUGCAACUUUCACAUCCCCCCCACACACAUAUGCUCACUUUUUACUGCUCGUGUGUGUUUGUGUGUGUGUGUGUUUAUGGAUGAUGGCAAAUGGGAGACUUGGCAACAAAGGAGGGUGGGGGUGGUGGCAGUUUAAAUAGCUAAUACUUUUAUUGGGCUGGUACAGGGAGAGAGAGAGAGAGAGAGAGAGAGUGUGGCACAUUUUGUUGAUGCAGUGAUCCAUUAAUUGCUGUGCCACAAUGUUAUCUUGGGAAUGUAGUCUCAAGACCCUGCCUAUUCCUGAUCAGCAACUCUCCCAAGUUCCCCACUUCGCUUUUAAAUGAAUGAGGGAUUUUUUGGGGGAAAGAAACACUCAAGAUACUAACUAUUACUGACUUUGCAGCAUUCAGAGAGAAAGAGAGACUGACCACAGGCGGAAAGACCGUUAGGGUGUAUUCUCUGUCCCCGGGCUCCUGGCUGUUGACAGGGGAUGACGACUAAUCCCAAGGGAAACAAAGUGUUAAAGGUUAAGAAGGAGGUGGGUGAGAAUGCCCCGGUGCUCAGUGACCAGGUGUUGGUGACGAUGACAGUGCGGGAGCUGAACCAGCACCUGCGGGGCCUGAGCAAGGAGGAGGCGGUGCUGCUCAAACAGCGCCGACGCACGCUCAAGAACCGCGGUUACGCCGCCAGCUGCCGGAUCAAGCGGGUCACCCAGAAGGAGGAGCUGGAGAAGCAGAGGUGCGACCUGCAGCAGGAGGUGGAGAAGCUGGCCAGGGAGAACGCCAGCAUGAGGGGCGAGCUGGACGCCCUGCGCUCCAAAUACGAGGCGCUCCAGAGUUUUGCCCGCACCGUGGCCAAGGGACCCAUCCUGCCUGCCAAGGUGGCCACCACCAGCGUCAUCACCAUCGUCAAGUCCUCCAGCUCGUCAAGCUCUGCGCGCUUCUCCACUUGUUCCUAGUCUUGGCUUCCAGGCGUCAUGGCCUCCCCUUCCACUCUACCACCCC